Nymphalis io (European peacock) is the source of this 3292-nucleotide messenger RNA. RefSeq lists its product as uncharacterized. The transcript is spliced from 6 exons. The coding region runs from base 119 to 3292 and encodes 1057 amino acids. The record is from RefSeq and is a predicted model, not a curated record. Lineage: Eukaryota; Metazoa; Arthropoda; Insecta; Lepidoptera; Nymphalidae.
UGUCAAAAUUAUUAAAUUGUGACAUAAAGAAUUCAAUAGCUUCUAAAUUAUAGUGAUUAUGGUAUAAUAACAUACAUAUACAACAACUAAUCGUCAUUUCUAACCCAUUAUAAACAGAAUGACACAGGAAACCGUUGUCGAGCAGCCAAUGAAAAGCACGGCAAUUUUACCAUUUGAAGUUAUAGCCGUACCUCAGUAUGAUUACUCACAAUUAGUUAACAGUACUCAUUAUAAUUUAACUGACCCAAUAAAUAUUAAGAUAAAAAUACGAAAUAAAGAAGAAACAUGUGAAACGUAUGGUACCGUUACCGCCCCUAAGUUAGUAUCUGCGAACAAUGGGAAAAAAGUACGACUCGUCAGUAGUGACCAGACCAUCAUGUCAUUUGACUUAUUCGUAGAACCUGAUACAAGCAAAAAAUAUCAAAAAAAGUCUCAUAAGAAUUUUUUUCACUUCUUUAAACCUGGGGGAUGUCUUAGAAUACAAAAUGAUAAUGAUGAUAAAUCCUCCUAUCUACCAAGCGCCAUUAAUGACGUAGGCAGCAUUGAAGAGACCAAUAUAAUUUCUGAAAAGAUUGUAUUAAAAAAAAACUUCCCUCGAAUUACUUCCAAUGAAAGAACAGAAAAACAGUCAAAAGCAUUCAUGGGUAAAUGCAAACCAGGAGGUUGUUUAGAUCCACCGUUUAAUGAUGAUAAACAUCCUUACGAACCAGCAUCGAAGCUGUCGUGUACAAACCUUAAAUAUAGUGAUGACGGUAAAAAAUCCCUUAGCCCAGAAAUAAAAAGCUUCAAAACAGACAGUGAUGUAAAAAUACAAAUAAAAGAGAAAACUGAAAAUAUUGUGAAACAACAACUUGAGGAUAAAUUUAAUGAAUCAGACUAUGAAAAUUCACUUAUAACAUAUCCAACUUCCUCUUCAAGUGAUGACUUUCGAAUGAAUAAAGAAAAUCAUAACAUGAAAUUAAAAAGUAGAAUUUCCAGUGAAAAUAAAGCACGAAUGUCUAUAAAUGAGUUUUCUGAAAUAUUCUUUAUGCCACCAAAAAAAGAAAAAACGAAAAGAAUAGAAGACAACUUUACUGAAAAAGCUUCCACGAUAGAAGACAAAGACAUUGAUAUUAAAAAGAGCAAUUAUUCUUUAUUAAAACAAGAACAAUUAGAAUCGCUUGCUAUUGUAAUAGAUUCUAAAAUCUUAAAUAAUAAUAACGUCGGUAAAUCAAAAUUAUUUAUUGAAAGCUCUUAUUUAGUUAGUGAAAUAAAUAGUCAUGAUAACGAUAUCCAAAGUAUACAGGAAAAUGCUAAAUGUGUAGAUUCUAUAGAAACUAUAAAAAAUCUUAACGCAAAUUUGUAUAACAUAAACUCUAACAAUAAUACUUUUUUUAAUGCACAUUCUCAAGACUUAUUAAAUAUAAACAAGGCAAUGGUAUUUCCAUUGGAGAAUAUAGUAUCUUACAGCCAAAACGGUGCACCUUGCAAUAAGAGUCCGACCAAUACUGAAAUUCAAGUAAAAGAGACAAAAGAGCCGGAUAAUACUACAGAGAAAUUCAAAGAAACAAAUAAAAAUGAAAGUAGAGUAACUGAUGAUUUAGAUGAUAUCAGAUCAUCUCUAAGAAAUAUAAUACACAAGACGACCUCAAAUACUGCAGCAAUUCCAGCAAAUAAAACAAAGGAGCUGUCGUAUUCUUUUAGCAAAUCCAUAGAAACGUUUGUAGAAGAACAAAAAAUUUUACCGAAUGUAAAAGAAUUCCAAGAAUCUUUCGAAAAAAAUCUUGAAGAUAUUACUAAUACAGCAGAAAUUAAAGCGACGCUCAUAAAAAGUAAAGAUCGAGGUAACUUACACACGAACAACAUUAUAAAUAAUGAUGAUGUUCAAGCAAAAGAGUCACAAUAUUUACAGAAAAAUCCAGAGUCUUUGCUAAUAAGCCCUGUAGAUAUUACAAGCGUAAAUGAAGUAAAAAAUGUAUUAAAAGAUGAAGUAGAUGACGAUAAUCUGAUUAUAGAUAAGAAUACAUAUGAUACUUUUCAUCCAGCAGAGGAAAGUUCAUUAGCACUUACUUUAAGUGAUCAGAAUAUAAAAAAUAUAAAAAAUAUUUUUCCCGAUGACUACCAAAUGGCAAUUUCAUCUGACAAAAUUCCUGGUGUUUUUACUGGUGACAAACUAAAUUUAAUGGAUAUUUCUUCAAACCAAGUGAAGGAUUAUUACACCCAAGAACAUGUUGACGAAAAUAAUUUAACAUCAAAUAAUACAAUAAUACGUAGUCGUAACGAGUCUGUAGAGAUAUCUGCUACAGAACUUCAAAGGCAAGCGUCAGAAGUUAAUUUGAUCAGAAAACAAAUGAGCUCAGUAUUUUUAAUACGAGAUGAAACAGGUGAAAAACAUCUUAAUUCUAUUCAUGAAGAAAAAAAAGAUAGUACUUUAGAAAAAAUUAAGCAUUUAUCUUCAUCUGAAUCAGUAAGCAACGCAUUGGAUUCAAACAGAAAUCGUAAUGAUAGAAGUGAGAAUGUUGAUCGAAGCUAUGAAAGUGAAAUCUCUAAAAUCAUUGAUAAAUUGCGACCACUUGAAGAUCAACCACUCAAAAUUAAAGUUGAGUCUUCUUCGAACAAAGUAAAUGGCCAUAUUAACAACAAACAUCAACCUGAGUCCAAUGUCACAAACAGUGACAAUGAGGAUUACGCAAAAACUAUAGAUUUAAUGAAUAUGGAGCAAUUACAAUAUAAUUCCUUAAAACUUAGUCAACCAGACGGUAGAAAACAAGAAGAAGCGGAUACAGAAAACAUAACAAAACCAUGUCACGAAGUAUUUCAUGCAUCUCCAUAUUCUUCAAUAGCAAUAGACUUUGGUUUUCGGUAUUCUGUUGACAAUGAUCAUAAGUUAACAAUUCACACUGUUGAUACAUCAACACCUUUAAAAAAACGUAUAGGGGAUAACAUAAGCGUUAUUAAAUCUAUGAUCAGGGCAAACGGUGACGAAAUAAGAAUACCAAUAAAUUUUAAUACUGAUUUGGCAUUGGAAAUCAAAAACGCUCGUACAAUGAAUGAAGUUGAAACCCCGCAAAUGCAGUAUAUAAUUGAAAGACCAAGUGAAAAUAAAAUCGAAAAAGACGGUUUAUUGCAAGAAACGCUUUACUCGGUCUAUAAAAAUUUAAUUCCAUUAAAUAUGAUUCUUCAAAAUUUGAAAGAAGAAGCAAGUACGCUGUCCCGCCAACAGACCUCUAUGCAAGAAAUUUUAGAAAACAUGGAAAAGAAACCGAUGAGAUUAAUUCAUACCAAUGCAUUUUGUGAUUGUCGAAAAAAAUAA